CCUCAGACCGGGAACAUUUUGAAAGUAGCUGGGUGGGACUGUGCGGUUUGUGUUUGUCACAGUGAGCAGACAGCGUUGGCUUUUAGUCCAGUCCUAAUCAUAUUGUAGAAGUAUAACUCUUAAUUUUAACACUUUAUGGAGCAAGAACCAGGACAACAACACUCCGCUGGGGGAGCAGUAAACAUGGCGGACAUCGUGGUAGAGGAUGUGGAGUCCUUCGUGAAUAUUGAUCUGGAGACAAACACCGAAACUUCAGAUCACGGCAUGUCCAUCAUUUCUCAAGGUCUGUUUAAAGUUCAUGACAAUUUUUUUCAUUGUUUUCUGAUUAUUCAGAUCAUAUAAACGUCAACUAUCACUCAAGGUCUGAUUAAAGUUGUAUUAUCUUAUUUUCUAGUGUGAUUUACUCAGAUCAGUACAGGUCCGUUAUCAGUUUAAACCGGUUUACAGCAUGAUUAUUAUAUCUGAAUAUGAUUGCUGUUGUAGUUUUUAUUGUUUAAUGUGAAAGGAUCGUGUUUUGAAUGACCAUCUCUGUUAGCCUCAUUAGUUAGCGACGUCACGCGCACAGCUGUUGGGACUUUGACGUCAUUAAUGGCGUUCAGCCUGAUGUGAUCCUGCCGCAGUGAUCAGUAGUUGAGCAAACAUGGCUGUCUCAGGUUAUCCAUUUUAAGACUAGACGCUACUCAAAUAGGUUAUUACAGCAGAUACGAGAAUCUUCAGGAAUCAUCCAAUCAGCAUUUAUUAAUUCUGUGGAGGCAACCUGGAGGAGUUAGACAGGUAGAGAAUCUGUAGAGAGUAGGGCUGGGCGAUUUGGCAAAAAAAAAAAAAAAAAAACGAUCAGUGAUAUUUUGUCAUAUCAUCCAAUCUUGAUUAUUAUCACAAUUUUUUUUAACUACCUGUUUUAAAGAAUCUGUACUAAAAACUAAAGAAGCUAGUUUAGUUAGUUCAACAUUUUAUUAACAUACAAAGUAAAUAACAAAGCAAAUUCGCUGACAUACCUUGCACAUCGGCUUAAUUGCUCAACGUCACUUUGGAGAUACCCGAACUACCGCCGCACAACCGACAUAGAAUAACUUCUCAACAAUAACAUCUUUGGAGAAUAACCCAAAGUCAUGGCUGACAACUAUUUUGCUGCUGAGCAGGAAAAGCUUCACUCUGAUUGGCUGUUGUGACGCACAUUUCCGCUGUUUGAUCGAGUAAAUAUGCUCACAGCUGAUCAUCGUGAUCGAAAAAUUUAUCACAAUCAUCGAUCACGAUCAUAUAAUCACCCAGUCCUGGUAGAGAGUGCAGUUUACUAGACUGGAAAGAGGUGGGGGUCAGAUCCCAAGAUCCACAGAAGGCCAAGACAAGCAGCAUAGCAUUCUAAAUAAGUUGCAGACACACAAAACACAUAUCAACAUUUACUGAAUCAUACAGCAGAAGUCAUCAUUCAAAGCAUCUAGGUACAGCUGGGUGCAUCUUCCUCCUACACCAGGGGUGUCAAACUCAACCACAGCAAGGGCCAUAAUCUGAAUUUAGGUCUCACCUGAGGGCCAAACAGGGUCAACAUUUAACCCAAACUGUCAACCUUCUUCCCAAAAUAUGUAACAAAAACAGCAAUGAUUAUAAAUCAUUUGGAAAUUCAAAAAAGAUACGUUUAAAGGCAAUCUUUGACACCACUCAUGGGUAACAGACAAUUUAUCCCAGGAAUCGGGAGUUCUGUUUUUAGGUCUUGGUAUGAUAAAGGUAUUGGGGUUAUAGGAGACUUGUUUGACAAUGAUGGUGUUUUUAUGUCUUUUAGAAUGAUUGAGAAUAAGUAUGGAGUUCCAGGAAAAGACUUCUUCACUUAUCUACAGGUUCUCCAUUUUAUAAAUGUGGGCAUUGAGUUUCCUUCAGACCCACCCAGUCUCGGGCCUUUGGAAAAAUCUAUUAUGUACUACACACAGAAAAAAGGUUUGAUUACAUACUUUUAUAACAUAUUCUUGGGUCAGAACAAACACAACUUGGACAAUCUGGUGGGGAAAUGGGAAAAGGACUUUGGGACUGAAUAUGGUAAGGACUGCUGGAUGAGUUGUAUUGAAUCUACUCACACCAUCUUCCUAGGUAAUAGGUUUAAAGAGAUGCAAUACAGGAUUCCUCAUAGACAACAACUCACCUGUCCUCGGGCUUCAUCAGUCUGAUUAACAGCCUGACACACAGAUCUCUGCAGACAUUAAUAAAUCUGUUUGAUAACAGAGUAGUGUUUAAAUCUGUCAAUCAGAGCUUUGUUUGCUGUCUCUCUGAUUAUCAAACACUUGAUCAUAUCAGACUGAGAGCUCACCUGACAGCAGAUCAGGACAGUACCAUCGUUUCAAAGUCUUUGUGAUUAGAAAUCAUCCAGAGUGUGUUUAACAGAGCAGAAAUGUGUGACCCACUUUAUUCUGCAGCCCACCAUACAAGUAUCUGUCAGACUUGUUGCUGCAUCCUCUGUACUUGUUAAACUUGUCUGACUUGUUUAAACAGCAAAACAAGGUUAUAACAUUUAAUAGUUUAUCAUUAGUUUGAACUUUUUUACUUCAUUAUUGCUUUUGUCCUGGGUUACAUUUUCUUGAGGAUUUUUUUGGGUCAUUUUUCUGCCCCUUUGUUGGGACGGCUUCAGACAGAGAGACGGGAUACAUCGAGACAGUAAAGGGGGAUGACAUUCACCAAACAGGCACCCUCUGUGGAAAAAGCCUGCUCUAGCAACUAAGUUAAACCAGCACCCUGAAUUCCAUUGAGUGUCAUUUUUUUAUAAUGCUUGUUUUCCUUGUUCAUUUAAGUGAUUAUUUUCAGAAACUGUCGCCCUGAUGUCAGACAGGGUGCAUUAGAAACAAAGAGGCUUGACUUCAUGCUGCCACUUGCUGAUGUAAAAGAGCCACAGCUAAAAAGAAAAACAGAAAAUAAAUCCUGAGUAUGUGUGAUAUAAACUGAUACAGGCAAAAAUUGGAUGUUACAUGUGUGAUUCAACCGGGAUAAUACAUGAGUACUGGCAGGUAAUGUGUUAAGAAGUAAAUUAUCUGUUUAUGACCGGCUACUGGUAUGUAUGGAUGAUAAAGUGAUGUGUUAAUUAUACCCAUGCAAUAACAGCCUAUGUGCGUCAACAAGUUUCAACAUGUACGGUAGUUGUUCUUGGUGUGAAAACUGAACACAUUACAUGGUCGGGUGUGGGUCUAGGGUCCUACCUGGUUGCAGCAAAUGCGCUUGCAUGACACUGAUGACAGAGAUACUGGUGUGCAAACUUUUCAAGUCACAGAUCAUCUAUCCACAUGACCAAUAAAAAGUUCUCAGCCUUUGCGUCUGCUUUGUCAGUGGUGGAUAUUGUGAAGUGUCCCCCACAAUAAAUGUUUCCAAUGACCUUAUGCACAGGUGCAGUCCCUCUGCUGCGUGCAACACCUCUGCAAUACAAUGCAAGUACUGUAUUGAUCCCCAAAGGGAAAUUUGUUACUUCUAGCUGCUUGAUCUCAUUGAAACAUGAUUUAAGUUCAAACACUGAUAGCUCAAUUAAGUAUCAGAUCACAAGUUGUUUAUCUAGAUUGAAAACAGAAUGAAAAUGUUUGUACUUAGCAAUCAAAUACUCCAUACUUGAUUAAUUGUUAACAUCCCAAACAGUAGAAUUAAAAACUUGUCUAGUUCAGGGUUUUUAAAAUUGCAAAAUUAGAGUAACAGGUUAACUAUAAUAAAGAGUGGACUUGGUGUUCUUCACAGACAAAAAGGAGAAUCUGUUUGUAUUUUUGUUCGGCCAAAACGAUUGAAAAAUUUAGGCAUGUAAGAUAUAAGCACAAAUCUAGUAUUGUUCAUCCUGACAAAGUCCUUCAUCAUCAUUGUCAGGCAAAUCCUCUUUGAUGACACACCUGUGUUUCCUCUCAGCUCUGUUCCAGGGUGCAGAGGAUGAAGGCGACAGUGAUGAUGAAGAUGAUGAAGAUGACGACGACAGUGGCACAGACCACUAUAACUGCGUGAGGGGCGGGACUCAGCUGCAGAGGUGUGAGCGGCAGCCAGGCAUGCAAUCAACUGUUCCCGAUACCUUUCAGACUAGUCACCUGCUGUUCUACGAGAGGUUCAAGGCCUACCAGGACUACAUGCUGGGUAAAUACAGUUCAACACAUGCAGUAUGAAAAUAGAAUAAUUGUGAUAAUUAACAAAACAUUGAUCUCUAUGUACAUGUGUGUAUGUAGGAGACUGUAAGCCCUCUGAGGUGAAGGCGUUUACAGCAGAUUACCUGGAGAAGGUGUUGGAGCCAUGUGAUUGGCUGGCUCUGUGGUGCACUGACGUGUUUGAUGUUCUGGUGGAGGUGAGAACAACCCCUGAAAACAUACCCCCUUGUCUGUGAUGCUGUCUUUCUGACGCACAAGUGUUCUGAUUCAAAGUGGCUGAAGUGUUGAGUAACGCCAGGUUUUCUAUCACCCUGGAGAUCUGAGCAGACAUGUUAGUGACCACAGCUCACGCUCUUCAGUCCUCAGUGUGUUUAUGUGUGUAUUCUGAUGACCUGUUGGUCUUCCAGGUGCAGGACCUGGACCUGAAGGACCUGAAAGCGUGCGUGCGGUUAGUUCUUCCUCUACAGUGUGACACACGUGGCUGUGAUCUCUCUGAAGAUUCGAUGACAGCUCUGCUGGAGGCCACACAACACAGAGUCCCCCUGCAGGAGGUGCAUGCAGUCUAUGAUGCAUCAGGAGACUUUGACCUGACUGCACUGGCUCUGGAGCACCUCAGGUGAGAAUCUGCAGUUGUGACGCUGAUCCUUGAACUCAUCUGCUGCAAAUCCUCAGAUAGAGACAGCUAUUCAAUUUGGGAAUCAUACAGAGAAGAAACUGUUGUCUUGAUCACCGUGAUUCGAAAGGGGCGAUGUUUCUUAAUACUCCAUCACAAUUGCAUAAUUGAUCAUUUAAAGGUAUGCAAACAUCACUGGUGCAUGAAGACACUAGGUGCUUGGUAGUGCAGUUUGUGAAGCAUUACACCAUUUUUGCUUUACGAGUUACACAGUGGCUUUGUCCGAAAUGGAUCCCUAACCCCUGUAUAGAUGACUAUAGGGGGGUUAGUGCCAUUUUGAGGGGUGUCCAAAACCUGAGUGAUCAAUUCCAGUGCCCCCAUAUUGGCGACUCAAAAUUUCCUAUAAAGCAUUGCAAAAUGUAGCGACCAUCCAAUGGUCACUCACCGGUGUUGGGCAUCCCGUCAUAAAUUGCGUCUUGCCAUGUAGUGUCCGAAACCUCGGGUGAUUGAGUUCACUACAUAGUCAACUAUAUAAUAAAACCCCAUAUGAGGGUUAGGGAUUAGGGAUUGAGUGAUUCAUUACAGAUACAGCCAGUGUCUUUUUAUCUGAGCUUAAAGAAGUAGACUCUCCUUUUGUGCUAAAAUAUAAACAAUUAUACUUUAAAGUCUGGGAAUUUGAAAUCAAUUUCUGCCUCUAUUAGCCUGUUCCAUAUUUCGAGAGCUGGUACCUUCAGAAGUAGGGUUGCAAAGGGGUGGAAAAUUUCCGGUAAAUUUCCAGAAACUUUGGGAAGGUAAGCCUGGUGAUUUUUGGAAUAUUCCAAAUUGGAAACUUUACAUAGGAAUUAUGGGAAUUAUUGGGAAUUAACUGGAAAUUGUGGGUAAUUUAAACAAACUGUAUCAUAUCCAAACAUAAAUGUAAAUAUAUUUCCUUCAACAUUAGCUUGUGUGAAAUGCUUCCACACAUCAGAUGGUGAACGUGGCAUUUUUCUGUAGAAUAAAAAAACAAAAAAGCUUGUAAAAACACUAAUGCAAUGAACAGAGAUAUCGUUGGCUAAACAGCUGCAAUGGUCCUCAAAAUAUUUGACUACUGAUGUAUAAAUUAUUGUAUGGUUUCAGAAAACCGUCUUGCAGGAGUCAGAAGAAACAGCAUCACAUUUGAGGUAGCUACCACCACCAUAAUAAGCUAGCCCCUUAAAUGGUCAAUGAAAUGAAAAAUAGCUUACAUUUAGCACAUACUUUUAAGAAUUUUUUUUUUGUUAGUUAAAUAUUGAUACUAUUAAAAAUCAGAUAUAUUUACCCCAUAAUAUUAUCAAAACUAAUUUGACUUUAUGUAGUCUGUGGACUCAAAUGUCUUGUGCUCUGCGCUCAAAAGUGUGGCCUCCAGGGUUCAAGAAAUCAUCUGUGCGUGUGAUGGAGGAAUGCACAGUGCAUGUAGGGGGUGUGGCCUCAAUAGCCUUGCAGUACACAGUGUGCUGUGUGCAUGUGAUUGAGGAGUGUACUUGCAUUAAAUCUGGUUGUUUUAGCAAAGAUUAUGCUACAACAUAUUUUCCCCAGCUAUAAUUUAAGCUCCCUGUUGAGGGCCAACCUUCAAUUUUGUAAAUUUCUGAUUUAUUACCACUAAUUCCCAUGGAAAGUUUCCAACUUUGAAAAUUUCCAGAAUUUUGCAACCCUAUACAGGAGUAAAAUCAAAUAAGAGAACUGGAUGGGUUUGAAGAUUUGAUGUAUGUGCAGGUUCUUCUACAAACACAUCUGGAGGCAGUGGGAUGAGGAGGAUGAAGAUGAUGACUUUGAUUACUUUGUGCGCUGUGUGGAGCCUCGUCUGCGCCUGUGAGUACUCUUACAACAGUGAUGAUGAUGAUGAUGAUGAUGAUGAAGGUGUGCUGGUUCUUAUUCCUGUCUGAAUACCUGUCUUUGCUUUCAGCUACUAUGACAUGCUGGAGGACCGGGUCCCUGCAGGUCUGGUGACAGAGUAUCAGUCCCUGCUGGAGUCCUGCUCUAAGUGCUUCAAUCAGUUCUCGGCUCUGCGCAGCGACCUGGGCUCAGACUCUGACUCUGAGCUUGAUAACGUGUCCAUGGUGGAGGGACUGAAGCUGUACGAGCAGCUGGAGACACUGCGCCGCAAACUGCAUAUCAUCGAGAACCCUCUGCUCAGGUAAACACACCUUCAUCACAGUCCCAUAUGGAACAGCCACUCACUGAACUGUCAACAUCUCGUGUUUGUGUGUGAGAAUUCAGCAUUAUUAGGCAUCUACAACACUCUGAUCAGGUAGGACCCUAUCCCUCUUUCAGGUAUGUGUUGGGUUACCGUGGCAACAGCAGGCAGCAAAGUGUUCAGAGUCGGGGUCUCAGGUGCACAGGUGUGAAGGUGAUCCACGUGGUGACAGCAUCCUGCAGCAGCCACCAACUACAGUCCCUCCUCACAGACCGCCUGCUGCCUCUGAGCUCCUCUGAAGACACACAGAUACAGGUAACACACACACAAACACACACACACUUUGACUAUGUUCAAGUCUGAGUGGGUGUGUGUGCAGACUUACAAUAUCUUAAACAUUUUUAAGCAAUUUAUAAGGAGUUGAAGUCCUCACAGUGUAAAGUCAUCGUCAUCCGUGUGUGUGUGUGUGUGUUUUCAGUUCCACAGUGAUCCAGUAUCAGCAGUGGACUCCUGUCAUCAGGGGGACGUGGUUUGUAUUCUGCCUGGGACCUACAGUGUGACCAGCUCCAUCUGCAUCCCCGACUCCAUCACUGUGGAAGGUACACACAAACACAAACACACUUAUACACAAGUUUAUCUGCAUUUAAACUACAUAGUCUUUGUUCUCUAACAGUGAUGGUUCUGGUGGAUAUAUGUGUGUGUGUGUGUGUGUGUGUGUGUGUGUACGCUCUUAUGUGUGUCAGGGUUUGGACCUCCUGAUGAUGUUGUGAUAGAGAAGAAGAACAAAGGAGACUCGUUUGUGGAGUCGACGGGACCUGAAGUCAAACUGUCCAACAUCAAAUUCAUCCAACAUGACGCCAUCGAGGGAAUCCUCUGUGAGUGCGCACACACACACACACACACACACACACACACACACACACACACCUCCAUCCGUGAUACAAAUAUCAUAGCUGAACAUUGUGCUGAUGCGCUGUGUACUGUCUGUAUUACCUGUGUUCGUCUGCCAGGUGUGCGUCAGGGCACUGUGAACAUGGAGAACUGUGUGUUGCAGUGUGAAACCACAGGAGUGAUCGUGAGAACGUCAGCCUGUCUCAGCAUGAAGAGGUGUGACCUGUAUGGGUCAAAGGUCAGACUCUAUAUACACACACUUUAAUAGUAAUAAAACAAAGAGUAUAUGUGUAACAGUGGCUAACAACAAUGAAGUAUUACUUCACUCUGACAGUAUGGUCCACAAAGACUCAGCUGUAAAUAAAACUGGUGCGUAGGAUGAGUAAUUAUCAACUGUGUGUGUUUGCGUGUGCAUGUGCAGGGGGCAGGUGUGGAGAUUUACCCCGGCAGUGUCUGCAGUCUGACAGGAAACGGCAUCCAUCACUGUAAGGACGGGAUCCUCAUCAAGGUGAGACACAGACACAGGCCCAAUCCCAAACCGCCGCCUACACACUCGUAGCCUGGCUGGGCCAUCCUGUUGCGUGACUCACUUGCUGAUUUUUUAGUAAUUUUGAUACUUAAGUAGAAAGAACGUGAUAUAUUUAAGACUUGGACUCGAGUAGAAUUCUCAUGGGAGACUUUCACUUUGACUUGAGAGUCAUUUUCUGGUGAGGCAACUGUACUUCAACUCAAGUAUAUUUGUUUGGUACUUCAUACAACACUGUGCCCCAUCCUUCACAUCAAUGUGAGCUGUGUGACCAUGUGUAUAUUUGAUCCAUGCGAUUAUGUGUGUUCUUGAUGCAGGAUUUUGCUGAUGUGCUGGACGUGAUGCCGUCCAUCACCAUGGAGAACAACGUGAUCCACAACAACGAGGGAUAUGGAGUGAUUCUUGUGAAACCAAACAACGGAGAGACACAGAGAGCUGAAGGUAGAAGGAUGAUCCAUUAAAGAGCUGUAGGGAGGGGGCACUUUAAUCAAGGGGGACCACAUCUAAGGGGGCGGGGCUACAAGUUUCCAUAAAGUCUUUAUUUAACAGUUUCAUUCUGAACAUUUAAUCUGUCCUCAGGGGACUCUGCCGGACCCUCACCUGACCUUCUAUUCACACUGCAACUUCCACCUGCAGAGAACCAUGGCACAGAGGGUGGAGCUUCCACAGAGGCCGGAGCCUCCACCUCAGGCAAGAAGUGGGCGUUCAGCCGUCAGCUGAGCAGAAACAAAGAGACUUCCUGUGUGAGCCGAGCGGUGGAGGACCUGACGGAGCUCCCGGUGUUUGUGUCGAUAACAGGAAACCAGUUCAGACGGAACGGGAUGGGAGACUACGGGACAUUCUACUACUAAUCUACUCUCACAUACACACCACACACACACACACUCAAUUACAGACACAUAAACACAUUUUUGGACUAAGAGUGUCUACUUUUUUUGUCUUGAGCUCUGAGAGAAAGAUGCCGAUGACUCCACCCACAGAUUGAUCUGAGAUUAUUGUUUUUUUGCUUCACUGACAGCAGAUCUGAUCUGAUCUGCAGAGAUGCUGAUGAAACAGGAAGUGAUGUCAUGAGUUACAAACGGAGCUCUGAACGAUGUUUUUAUCUAAUUUAUUCUUGGUGCUGCAGAGGCUAAAUGUUUUAUUUCUUUUAUAUUUUUUGAAUGAAUUCACUGGGCACUUUGAACACAGGUUUGAUAGUUUGGGGUUGUUUUAUGGAUGUUACCUAUCAGGUGAGAUGGGAUCAGGUGGUGUUUAUAGUUCAGAUAUUCUUUGUUUGGUUAUCACGAGGCAUUCAGGAGUUGAAGAUUUAGUGACAUGUUUUCAGGCUGAGGGUGAAAUAAAUGUUGAGUUUUAGUUUUUUUCCACUGUCUGAUCAUGAAGUGAGUGUGUUUGAUUUUUGUACAGAUUGUUAAAUGAAUUUCCUGCAGAUUAAAAAGGUCUGUUAUAAACUCUAAAUUGUCUCAGUUUGGUUUCGUAGAGGAUGUUGCUCCUCUUUUCUCUGUCAGAGAUGGUUGGGGUCCAGCAGCCACUCAAGCUGCUCUCACAUCUGUGCCAGCUAACUGUCAUUAUUUCCCCUCUCUCAAGUCUAGCCUGAUGCACCUUUUAAUGAUUCUUCAACACUGUUAACAGGCAGAGGUGAGACAUUCUAGAAAUUUUUUAUCUCUACUGAAGAUAAACAGUAAAAAUAAACUGGUUUGUUGGUGGGGUUGACUGAGAGAGAGGAUUAGUGACACCUUCAAACAAUCAGCAUGCUGAUGCCUGUGUUAAUGAGGCCGAUGAAAGAAAAUAAACCGAUGAUUACUGCAGACAGCCUCAUUGGUGUGGCUGCCGUGGAGCAAUACUAACCCCCUUUUAAAUGAAAAAGGGUAACACUGCAGAGGAUCCAGCUGCACCAACUCAAUACAGAUGCACUGUGAGGAGGAUGGAGAUGACAUUUCGUAGGAAAAUAUUAUGUGCACAUGCUUUAAUUGAAUGUUUUGUCAGUACUUGAUCAGUUGUUUGAUUAUGUGAUCAUAAUAAAUUCUUUUCACUGAUAUUAUUUGUAUCCUUCCUUUGAAACAAGAAGCAAAUACAGAAAACAGAAAAGGGCCAAAAAGCGUUUUUGAUGGGGUCAUACUUACAUGCCAAUGUCUAAACUUUCCCUUCAUGGGAUUCCUUGGGUCAUUUUUUCAGUUAUUCAGGACAUAUUGAAGAUACAAUAUCUGAAGAAUUUGGUUUUGUUGUAGUUAGUAUUGUUCAAGGAACAAAAACAAUAAAAUCUAGCAGAAAGAGCCAAAAAGCGUUUUUUGUGGGGUCAUACUUAAAGGCCAAUUUCUAUACUUUCCCUUUAUAGAAUUCCUUGGGACUUUUUAUCAGUUAUUCAAGACAUAUUGAGGAUACAAUAUCAGCAGAAUUUGGUUUUGUUGCAAUUAGAAUUUUACAAGUAAUAACAAAAAUAUUUAUAUAAUCUACCAGAAAGGGCCAAAAAGCGUUCCUGGGGGGGUCAUACCUUAAGGCCAAUCUCUAUACUUUCCCUACACAUAAUUCCUUAAUACUUUUUUCAUAUUAAGGACACAAAAUCAGCAGAGUUUGGUUUUGUUGCAAUUAGUGGGAGGUUGACCCCCAUUUUUGUGUUAAAUGCCUGUACUAUUCUGCAGCACAGUCUUUAAGCGGCCUUGGAGGCACACCAUCUGGACCAGCUGCCUUCUCAUGGUGAUGUCUUCCAAGCUCCAACCUCACCGUUGUUUCAGUGACAGACAAGGGUUGAUGUACUGGGAGGAAGGUGGUUGAGACAUUCGGAUGAGACGAAGGAGGAAGAGGAGAAGUUGUAGUGGAGAUUUGUUGCGGAGAGGAAGGUGGAGUAGUAGUGGAAGUCGGUAUGUCAGCAGUGUCAAAUCUGUUGAAGAACAGGUUGAGUUCAUCAGCUCUUUCCACAUCACCCACGAUGUCUGUCUUUUCUUUCUAUUGCUGUGUCAAGAGAUGGUGCUGAUUCCUCUCCACACUUCACAGGUGUUGCUGUCGUCUCUAUCUUCUUUUUGUUUUUCAGAUUCUGUAUUCAAACAAACAAAACAAGCUCUAAAUGUUAUGUUU
This is a messenger RNA of Xyrichtys novacula (pearly razorfish), 11339 nucleotides long. The record is from the annotation of a GenBank genome assembly. Lineage: Eukaryota; Metazoa; Chordata; Actinopteri; Labriformes; Labridae.